Messenger RNA from Mus musculus (house mouse), 10168 nucleotides. RefSeq names its product predicted gene 6721. Bases 138 to 1586 code for a protein of 482 amino acids. The transcript is spliced from 11 exons. The record is from RefSeq and is a predicted model, not a curated record. NCBI's taxonomy places the organism in Eukaryota, Metazoa, Chordata, Mammalia, Rodentia, Muridae.
UGUUGUACUUGUCCAUACAGAGCAGGGAGCUACUUUUGGUGACCUGUGGGACUACUUUGGAGCUGUCUAGCUUGUGGAUUGCCGAUUGUUGAACCUCACAACUUGUGUGUACCAGAGCACAGGGAAAAGUCAGCCUCAUGGCCAGCAACUCCAAAAAGAAGAGAUUGGGAAGUCAGUAUAGGAUCCUUUUCUAUCUUGGCGAGGGUACAUUUGGCACAGUGGUAUUGGCCUCACACCUGAAAACUGAGGCCCUGGUGGCCGUAAAAAUGGUAGAGAUCAGCAAGGAGACCCUCAACGUUAUCCAGGCCGAACGAGAAAUACUGACGACACUAAAACAUCCUAAUAUCAUCCGCCUCUUCCAGGUCCUAAUAACAUCAAGCCACGUCAACUUCGUACUGGAGUACGCAUCGGGAGGGAACUUAUUUGAUUUAAUACAAGAGCAUGGCCCACUGCAGGACGAAGAGGCAAAACAUAUAUUCGGACAAUUAGUGGCCUCUCUGAAAUAUUGCCACAACCUUAAUAUUGUCCAUCGAGACAUUAAACCACAGAAUGUGCUCCUCGAUGAAGAAAGAAAUGUAAAGCUGACAGACUUUGGCCUGGCCAUAAAAUGCAGUGCUGGCAGAUUACUGAGCCGGAAGUGUGGGACCAGGACCUUUUGGGCGCCAGAGAAACUGCUAGGGGAGCCAUAUGAUGGCAGGAAGACAGAUAUAUGGAGUCUUGGUGUGCUACUAUUCUUUAUCACCACUGGGGACCACCCUUUUGCAGGAAGUACCUUGAUAGAGUUGGAGAAAAGGCUUACCACAGGGACCUAUCGUAUUCCACCUUACAUGUCUGUUAAACUGGAAAAUCUCAUACACCAGAUCUUCACAGUUCCCCCUGAGAAGAGGCCCUCCAUUGAAGACAUUGAGAGACAUCCGUGGGUCAGAAAAUGUGAUGUAACUGUUCCGACUGAUAGCUUCCCAGAUUACACCAUCAUAGACAUGCUCUGUGGCAUGGGGUUUGAUGCCAAUAAGAUCUUAGAAUCCCUGCAGAAGAAAAAGUUUGAUGAGAACAUGGGGACAUAUUUGCUUUUAAAAGAGCAGGUAGGCAAAGGGAUUGAGUAUACCCCUACCCCUUCUCCCAAACCUGCGGAUCUGUGCCCUGCGCCACCCCCAUCACCAGCACAUACCUCCGGUCUUCCCCAAAAGAGAAGGGCCAGUGAACCCAACUUUGGCCUCGUCCACAUCUGGCCCUCAGGACAGCAGGGGCCUGCUGCCCUGACACGAUCAGGACACAAGUUGGCCAGAAGUGACUCCAUGCCUCCCAUUGCUCUUCAUUUUCCCGAGAAGAAGAGCACCACUCCUAGCUGUGCCAUCUAUACCAGAGCUGUGGCUGCCCCAUGGAUCUCCAACACCCUUUUGGAAGAUGAAACAAGCCUGCCACCUGAGGAAGACGUUGCCGUGGAAACAUCAUCUCCCACUCUGAAGAUUGGGUUCUUCAGAAGACUGCGCAAUCGACUCAGGAAUUGCCUCUCAAGGCUUUGUUGCAUCCCCGGGCUCCAGAGACAAACACCCAGCGUAGAUCCUCCAAGAAAGUGGCUCCCCUGAAAGAGGUCGGAAGCAGAACCCGGUGAAAGGGUAGCUUCUCCUCUGCAGAUGACAGCGCUGCACUACAGAAGCUCAUGCUUGCAAGGCCAGGAAAGUCGUGGAUCCCUGACAAUGAGGGCAGUGGUUCAUUGUUGCUGCGGAUCACCUUUCAAAAUAACAACCCUAAACUAGAAACACAAAGUAAAAUUAUCCUACUGAUGUGAGACUGUUGUACAGAGGGAAUCUCAUGUCCAGAUGGAAUCUCAUGUGAGGAUCUGGUGCCUGGCAGAGGAUCAAUUCCAAGGCUCUAAUGGGCCACCUCAAAAGUUUCCCUGCCAUUCAGAAGGACAACCAGGGCCUGACCCUGUGGCUUCUGUAUCAGUGUGGAGCAUCUGCCUAAAAUGGACACUAGCAUCUCUAGACAAAGGAGAGGCUGGAGUGCCACACUUGUACUGCACGCCCAAUCAUUAAAAUAGUAGCCAACCAACUGUUGAGGUGUGUACACAAUGAUACAGGAUUCUGCACAGAGACUCCAUUCACAAUAAUAGGGCCUCUUUUGUAGCCACCCAAAGCAGGCCGAUGCCUUCAGCCCCUGUACCCCAAGACCAAAUUACAGGCAUUUUCAUAGGACACAUAAGCUGGUCCUUGUUUCAGUUCCUUACCCCAUUCAUUCUGUCUCCUAUCAAGAAAACUUUUCCUGCCCAUCUCAGAACUGAAUCUUGUUCCACAAUUCAGGGAACACAUGUGAAAAGAGGAUUUGGACCUCUCUGUCCUCACGUCUCUGUAUGGACACUCUGGGUGGACCAUCUCUGGAAGAUCCUGUCCCAGCUGCAGGAUGGCCUGAGCGCCUGUACUGUCCAUAUCUACUGAAAGAAACACUCGAGGCAAUAGACUAUCCUGUCAAAGGCAAUGCAUUCUGCCCUUGACAAUGAUGUGAACAUUCCGCUGUCUCCACAUGAACACACCCAGCCUGCCCCAACAUUGUGCUAUAGUCACUAUGGGGACAAGAAGGAGAAGAGGACUAUGAGAGUAGGAUUCUGGAUGCCAAAAUAAUAAUGAUUGAGUCACCCUCUAGUGAUGACGAUGAAGCUCAGGCUCUACACUUCAGUGUGAGAGCUCAGUGUUGUUUCUGGAACCGUGUCCACACCAACACCCAGGAAACCACAGGCUUUGGAUGGUGGAUGCUUCUGACCAGACAGGGAGAGUGGAGGCUUGAGCACUUAAGUCCCUGCAGAUUUCUCAACCUGCCUGAACUCUCUGCUAGUCCAGUGUUCCAGUACUCUCCAACGGUGAGGCGAGAGAAGACCAGAGAUGUUUGCAACUCUGAUCCAGUCUAACUGAGCUUCCAGUGCUCAAACACAGAGCGUGGACAGAGAUUUUUGAGGCCUCUCCAUGAAUGCUGUCCAGAAUCAAGCUAUGGGGGAGUUCAGUGUGGGAGACGUGCAGGACCUUGGAUGGAGUCUGGGGUCUCGAGAAUGAAAUGUGUCUUCAUUAGGGCCAGAAGACACAUGAGGAAUGCCACAGUAGAUACAGAAAACCCAGUGUCAUGAUGUGGAGUCCAAGGCCAAGAGAUGCUACUGAGAAAUCCAAUGCUUGUAUGAGUGAAGCUGGACAUGAACAGUGUGGAUGGACGUGGUCCCUUUCACUUCAAGCUGCAGUGUUGUCACCAGCUGCUGAGAAGCCCAUGUCCCAGUAGACUAUCCUCUGACAAGAAUAUUAUGCCUUUUAAGAUCAUGUGACGAUUUCUCUGUCUCCAUAUAGGAGACCAGGCCAUACAAGGUGCUACUGUCACUGAGGAGACAGUAAUGGGAGGAGGACUGUGACAGUAGGAGGUGGCACGGAAAAGUGAUGUGAGGCUCAGAUGUAUCUAGAAGCUUUAUGGUGCAACCACUUCUCCCCUCUUCAGACCUUCAUUCUAUGCUGGAGUCUUCCUAGUGACAGCCCUGUCACCAAACGACAGCAACUUCUCCCUUACUCUCCCUCAUCCUUGCUGCUCAGUCUUGACACUAAAGAGCCUAGAGGAGGGCCUCUACAGAUCAGUCAGUGGGUGUCCCCUGACCACUGCCACUGCAUUUUCUAGGGCUUGUGUUCCAGUGGGGGGUGUCUGAGAGAGCUGGUCUCCCAGCUCUUGGGAUGCAGCCUGUUCCUCAUUUCCUGGACUGUGCCUGCUCCAGUCUUCCUCUUGCAUCAUGGAAGCCAUUCUUCCCUUCACAGGCCUGACUUCAUUUUUACCCACAAGGAGGAAGGGUGAAGAUUGGCUCUGAGAUGUGACCCCAGCUUCUAGACUGUCUAUGUGAAGUGGUAUUAUCUGACCUUUUCUCAGAUGCCAUUCUAUAGGCACAGAGAUGUGCAAGGCUCUAGCUAGGUGCUAGAUCCCAGGAUCAUUAAUGUCAUGGACAGCCUGUGCCCAAGGAGCUAACACACUGACACAGUCCAGGACAUCCAGGAAGACGAAAGUGGUGAGAUCAAAAGCCCUCAGAGUGUUAGGUGAUGCAACAUGCCAAAAGCCUGAACUCUACGCUCCCCUUGUGCUGGUGAUGGGAAAGUCAGAAGAUGAAGAGGCUAUCCUGAUGGCUGGACAAUGUAGCAAUCCCAGAAACAAGAGGCCAUGCUCCUGCAUGUAGAUCCACCAUUCUUCACAUAUGCAUGUUGAGUUUCUAAGCAGAUGUCUCUAGCUAUGAUUCUGAACUUCAGAAAAGCAGUCGAAGGUCAUGAGGAGUCCUGAUAGAAUCAACACAGGCUAGAGCCAAAAUCGCGAUGCUGUGUCCUAAAGUCCUUUCCUGUUUGGAGCUGCUGAGUGUAGUCUGAACUGAGAGUCUGGACCUGCUCUCUCAGUGAAGGCACAACUUCUUGAACUCUGACUCUGAACUGUACUUGUGGCUAAUGCUCCUUAUGAUCCAAAAACCUAAUUCAGCAUUGAAAAUAUAAGCUUCCAACCUCCAACCUGGAACAUUCUGUCUCAGAAAGGACAGUGUGUACACUUGAAUGGAAAGACCAGAUCCUGGUGCUUUCCCACAAGAAGUUGCUGAAUGUGGCUACCUGGAAGGACAACCAAAGAGGGCUGCCAGAGAGGAGGCCACUACCAAUUAGUCAAGCAACCUCAGCUGCAUCAUCACAAGCAUCUGUAGUAUGGAGGUCUGGUAAACACAGUGUGGGCCUUUUCCUUCCCUGGAUGCCACCAUCAAGUGAGAUAUAGGUUGUUCACAUCACUGUGUGGACCUAGAAUUCCUCUGCAGGUCCUUUUACAGGAGUGGAGUCCCUCACUCCAAGAGAGGUUAGCAACUGCUCAGACAUUCAGGCCAUUUUCCUCUGCUAGCCUGUGCUUCUUUGAGUAGGUCCAAUUCAGUGCUACUAGUUUUAUAGGUGGAAGAACAUGAAGAAUCUGAGGCUGUGCCAGUCCAUGCUGGAGAAGUAUCUGACUGGACUGAGGAGUAGAAACCUUGGCCAUGGACCAUAAAUGUGCUGUUCUCCUUCUAUGGAUGACAGAAAAAUGGAAUCUUCUCUGUCCUUCAGAAUUUUCUUGGUUGUUGAUUUGGGAUCCUCAAUCUCUCAACUUAGUUCUCUAAUGUCAAGUAGUAUUGAAUCUUAGCAUCCUACUUUAUUUGCCCCUGUUAUUUCUGUCUACCUUUAUUUUGCCAGAACUUUGUAUGGCUAUGACAGUACUUUGUAUCACUUUAGGAUUGGCAAGGCCACAUCAGGGUAACCAGAGCCCUUACACAGGAUAGUCUUCUUGUAACACUAAUCUUGACUCAGUGGUGAGAGAGAACUUAAAACUCAGAGCAUGACCUGCCCCAGUGUGGUUCCUGAGCCUGGGAACUCAAAGCUCAACAGUCCAACCUCCUUCGUUUAUUCUGGGUUUGGACCUUUUGCAGUCUUUUCUUGUCAGUGUCAACAACUACUUCGGUAGUAGCUGGAAGUCCAGAAAUCAAGGGGUGGGCGUUUCUUGCAUGAUCUUGACCCAUGUUGGGUCUUCUAACUUCUGUCUCCACAUUCAACAUUAAAUAUACCACAUCUCUCCAAAGGUCAUGCCUGUUCCAGUAUCCUGAACUCAGUGAGGAGGUUGGACCAAGUGUCAAAGGAAUGAAGGUCAAGCUCUGGAUUUUAUCAGAGAGUCUGAGCAAGACCACUGAUGUUCUGGGAAAAACUUGACUUUCCAGUGGGAUCUUCAUCUGCUGUACAUAACCAACAACCUUUGCUGUGAUGAAAACCAGAGGAUGAUAAAAGGUGCUGCAGUUGGCAUGACUGCUGACAAGAGACACUCAGAGGUUCACUUCAAAUUCAAUAUUCAGAUCGUCUUCAUGGUCUUUUCUUAGUCUCCCCUUAGAGACAGAACUGAAAUUCACCAUGGACCACAUCUUUUACAUGAAGGUAAGAUGAUCACUUUAGAUAACUUAGCUUUUGAUGCUAAGGCACUGGGAUUCCAAAAAGGUAUGAAAGGAGAGGGCACAAAGUAGAGCUCAGUCCUACAGCUCAUACCAUGCAUACUGAUGUCCUCAAUUCUGUUCUCAGGGAGAAGCAUGGGGAAAUUUCUAUUUCAUGUCAUAGGAAACUCCCAAUCAGUCUCAUGUCUCUGCACCUAGAGCAGAGGCUUUGCUUGAAUCACAUCCUAAAGCAAGUGAGGUUGGAAACGUGGUUGCAUAUGACUAGUCCUACCACACUUGCUGCAGCUCUUGUGAGGGAUGUUCCCGGUACAUCUUUAUCCAAUGCCAUCCAGGUAUGAGUUAGAUACUCUUGCUACAAUGACAACCCAAUGCAUGUAAAUUGUCAAUAUAUGGAAGGACAGUGUAUUUAGUGUUUUGGUAAAAGUACCCAUAUCUAAUCAUGACCGAGAUAAAUAUACACUGUGUCCUUGUGAGAAAGGGGAAACCAUGCUGAGGAAGGUCUAUUCUGAGGACAACAGCCCUGAGAACACAGAAACCCAGCAAGGCUCACAGGAAAAGUCACAUUUGAAGCCCUGCUUGACAGACCCAGCAUCUCUCCUUCCUCAUGACUUUCUUUGUAAAACAGGCUCCCCCUCAGACACACCCAUUUCAGUCAUUCUCACAGCCAUCACCUUAUCCCGCAAUCUGGAUGUCAGCCAACUCUUACACCUCUCCCUUUGUGAAACAAGGGAAGAUGAUAAUCAUGCCUAGUGUCGUAUGAGUUCUAUAUUAACCCUGCCUUACUGCACAUUUAGACCUGACAGCAGCCUUUGCUCUUGUGGAAAAUGGGCAGAUGUUGGCCAUACACAGUAUCCUAACAGCUUUAGAAUGGGCCCACUUCACUGCUCAGCUAGGCCUGUUGCAGCAGGCUUUUCUGUGAGCCAUAUGGACAUCUUUUUCCUUUGGUGUGUGUUCCUUGUAAAGUAGACCUAGGAGAUGAUAUCAGGAAAUCUCUUCACCUUGUAAGUCUUUACAGCUCCUCCCUCAUGUCCUUGGCAUUUUGAAAUGAGCCAGGCUCCAAUUACACCCAUAGCAAAUGGCAAACAAAUCACACCCCAUUCAUUUCUGACCUGGUCCUGAUCUCACCUCCAAAACACUCAGAGGACAUAAUCCAUAUGUCAAUUUUCUAAGGUGUAGAUGAUGAGCUGACAGUUGGAGGGAAUGUAGAAGUGAAAGAUCCUCUCUUGAGCAUCCCCAGAGAGGUGUAUCUGUACAGACCCACAUAGAGGGAAACCACUACUUUAAGCUGCCCUUUGUGAGCACCAUAGCUUCUCUGGACAUUAAACAAUGAUAUUGGGAUUCUUCUAAACUGGUGUGGCCCAUACUAUCAGAACAGAGUGCUGUGUCUUUUUAAAUUGUAACAGGGAGAUGGUCUCCUUCUGCUAUAGAUAUGAGCUGGGUUUAGUACUGCUCAUGCUGAGAGAUGAGCAUGUUCAAUCAGAAGGUAGCCUUUUCUUCUGGUCCCACAGGAAGCCAUUGAUCGCCUGUCUCAUUCUUUCUGCUGCCUGGAAAUCCCAAGCACUUUUGAGUUUAACAUAGGGAGCCAUGGGGAUACCAUUUCCUGCACAUUCUUCCCACAUACCAGCCAUGCGCUCUCGAUUCACAGAAUGCUAAAGUGUCCUGUAAGCUUUCCCAGUCUCUCUGAAGAACUCAAUCUGCCUGGUUAUUGGCACUUGCUCUGGACGAUGCCACUGAAAUUCCUUGGGGUUUUAUUAUUGUCGUUGCAUGCUUUUACUCUUCUGUUUGGUAUAAGUGAACAUUCAUGAAGAUCAACUUAAAAAUAGGCAUGUAAAAUGUAUUCACAAAAGUGUCAAUGCUCUAUUCCCAAACUUUUAUGUCCCCAAACCCCUGCUCCAACCCCACAAGUUAUCUCAUUCCCAAGACUUGCUCUGUCUUUACAGUAUUUGCUCCGUUGCAUCUGGCCCAUGUUUCCUGGGGAUGUUUCCUUCUGGUUUGUAGCAAUGACCCUGCUGCUUUUAGCUGGCAGACUAUUUCUUUUUUCUAAGGUGGUUGUUAAGCAGACCAUCUCCUUUGUCUUGUCUCAUGUGCAGUUAUUAUGAAUCAGCUUGCAAGAAAGAGUUGAAAUACCACUUGCAAUGUUGGAUUUAUGGGCUUGAUUUUCAAGGUUACUCGUAGACAUGAGAACGAGCUGGGUCAAGAGAAACAUUGUAAGCUGCUAAAUUCUAUCAAAUUCCGGUGAUGUGUUCAAAUGUGUGAUGCUUAAACUUGGGAGGCUAAAUAGUACUUUUCAAAAGGCCAGGCUUGCAUCUACCCAUGUGGAGUCCAAAGAAUUCCACUUCAGGUUUUAGGUUUACCCAGGGCUGAAAGACAAAUCUACAAUAGCCAUUGGCAUUCCCACAAACAUGUAAAAGCAAAUGCUACUACUAGAUGCCAUGAAUGAUCCUUUUCUUGUAGUUUACUUGUCAUCCAUUAGGAUUUUAGCUUCCUUUUCUGUCAUGUGUUCUUGAGGGCUCUGGGACUAUAACAUGCUCCCUUCUUUGCAGUGGCAGCCUUGCCCCAAAAUUUUGUUAUGAUCAAAGAUGCAGUCUAGUGUGUUUUAAGUUCCAAUCUAUUGGUUGGUGGAUGAGUUAGGAUGCUCAAAGAUACUGUUUACACCAUUCGGUGCUCCAUUUUGAUCCUGCCUUUCGUAUCACCAUGUCAUAUGAUCCCUCCAGAGUUCAUCCCAAAAUUUAUCAUCAUUCAUAAGCUUUCCAACCAGCUCUGAGAAUUAAUUUCCCAGAAAACAGAAUAUCCUUGGAUGGGAAUAACAUCUGUGGGCUCUCAUAAGCCAAUCCUAGUGGAUGGUAUUGCUCUGCCAGUAAUUGGAACAAUGAGUCUCUGCUGGUCCGUGAUGAGCAGAUUCCAGGCACCUUCGAUCAAAAUGUAAUGAGAUGAUCUUGACCCGUAAAAUGUUAAGUAAGUAUUCAAAAUGGUUCUUGGACACCCAUUUGCACAAAGGAGGUAAGAAAAUUUCAGAGGGCUUUUGGGGCUUUUGGAUCCUGCUUGUGUGUUUAUGAAGGUACCAUUCUGGAAGAACAUCUCUGGACAGUGGCAUAUCUAUAGUGUCUCAUCUUUACUUCAUGGGGCUCCCAAGAGACUGGGAAAUGGAGAGGACACUGUCACAUUAAAACCCAAUCUCUGGUGUAUGACUUUUGGGUUGUGUACAAUAGAGUGGGUACUCCUCAGGAGUAAUGUUGGGACAUUUUUUUCAGCUAUGGAGGAAGAAUCUUUUGGCCAUCAUCUUCAAGCCUGCAUGAGUUCAUAUUUGUGUCCCAGGCCUCGAGCUUUUGAGUCUCCAGGGGAAAACUUUUGGUGGAGUUGCUACAGGAUCUAUAUGCGAGUCUCUUUGUUUGCCUUCUGUACAUGGAUAACAGCCCCUUUGUAGGGAGGAGAACAAAGACAUGGAGAUGUCAUGCUGUUACUUGUUCAAACAGUGCAGAAGGGCAGGCAACCAACACCAGACCUUCUGGGUGCUAGGACCCUGUCACUAUCCACGGGGUAUCUAGGAUGCAGGUGGUAUGGCAGAAGUUAAUUCUUUCCAAAAGAGCCUGACUGACAUAGUGAAGCUCCCACAACCUCCCUCUCGCAGUCUCCAUCAACUCUUGCAUGUCUCCUUGGCUACCACUUCAGAGAGUUUGUGAUUCUCCUGACAGGGGAGCUCCAGCAAAAACUCGGACUUCAGUCUCAUGAUACUGAACAGACUGUUCUAGCUGAUGAGGCUGGGCUUAGAAGAUGGACUACAGCCAAGAACCCUGGCCACCAUAACAACAAGUCACACCUUUAGGAAACACUUGAAAAGCACUUAUGCACAGUAGAAAAGUACAAGGAUUAAAGUCUCCUCAGGCAUUCCAGCAUAGAGAGAGUCUGACAGACUCAGGUCAGAGGUUACCUCCAAAUAAUAGAAGAGGAAGAAGGUCCUGCUUGACAGAAGAAGCCUGUGGCUGAGGCCAUUGCAACAAGGACUAUGAUUGUGAAACUUGUUUCUCCGUGGAUACCGGUUUCAGAAAUCUUGUGCCCAGGUACCCACAGUCCUCCUCACAUACCUCAUUUUAUAGAACUUUGCAAGUCCUGACAUUCUGUCAUGUGCUUUGUUAUCCCACAUAGGGUAACAAAGAUUUUUACCCAUUUAAGAGUCUGGAAAUAGGCUGGACCCACUGUUGACAUUAAAGGUGCAUUUCUCUA